UGCUCACACUUUACCUUGUCUCUCUCCUAAUCUCUCAGCCUCUAACAAAACCCACCACUCCUUUUUUUUCUUAUUCAUACCAAAACCAAUCAUUCACUAAAACCAUUAUUGAAAAUUUUGCAUUCUCAUUCCCCACACUCAUCCACCCAAAUCCAAUAAUUAAUAUUAAUCUUUUUGCUUUUGUAUUGGAAACGCUUUCUUCUUCUUCUUCUUCUUUUUCUUCUUCUUCUUAAUUACUUAUUCUUUAUUCAACCUACAUAAGCAUACAAUUCUCUACAGAUCCAACUUCACUGCUCUACAUUUCUUUUCUCUCUGCCCCAAUAUUUUCCUGGAAAAAUAUAUAGAAGAAUCUAGCAGAGUACUGCAUAACCCAGUAAUGGAUUCUCAUGUAAAACCGAAACAGCUGGAACUGUAAUUUCUCUCGCUUUCAACUUCUUCUUCUUCUUGGAGUUGUAGAGUCGCUUCGCUGCAGCAUUGCGUGAUGGAGGACAGGGAGGCACAAGUGCUGACAGGUUUGCCAAUGGAUGAACGGCUGAUGAGAUUUAUUAACAAAGAAUGGAAGGACGUGGAAAAGCGUUUCGAACAGCUGGCUUCUGCCGGAAAUGGGCCUGAACCGGUGGUGAAGUGGUCGGAUUUCGGUUUUUGUAUAGGAAUGCAACAAUCUCCAGAAUUUGCUAAAGAGGUCUUAAUGGCAAUAAGAGGAAGAGGAAGAGAAUUUAAACUUGAUAUCACAAGAAGAGAACUCCAUAGUUACUGGCAUCGGUUGACUGAUCCCUGUUUCCAUUCAAGAGUGAAAAUUUUCUUUGACAUGUGCGAUAGAAAUGGGGAUGGAAAAAUUAAUGAUAUGGACAUCAAGCAGGCAAUUUUGCUAACUGCUUCAGCAAAUAAAUUGUCUCUGUCACAUGAGGAAGCACAUGAAUGUGCUGCUUUAAUUAUGGAAGCUCUUGACGCUGAAGAGAGGGGCUUUAUUGAGCCACCUCAACUAGAAACUCUGUUCAAAGCAAGCUUAUCAUCACCACCACCUCCAUAUCAUCAAAACAAUUAUGAAAAUGAUCCAAGAGGCAAAACUAGGUCGAGGCUUGAAAUCCUGUUUCGAUCUUAUUGGAAACGAGCGUGGAUAACUGUGUUGUGGUUGGUGAUUUGCUUUUCAUUAUUCACAUGGAAGUUCAUCCAAUACAGGCAUAGAGCAGCUUUUGAAGUGAUGGGUUAUUGCCUUUGUACAGCCAAAGGAGCAGCUGAAACCUUGAAAUUUAAUAUGGCUCUAAUUCUUCUCCCUGUUUGUCGAAAUACCAUUACUUGGCUUCGCAGGAAGCCAACUUUCAAUUCUUUUGUACCUUUCAAUGAUAAUAUCAACUUCCACAAGGUAAUUGCAGGGGGCAUAGUGGUAGGUGUGAUACUCCAUGGAGCAACCCAUCUUGCUUGUGAUUUCCCAAGAAUUAGUGGUUCAAACCGGUCAAUUUUCUGGCAAACAAUAGCAGUCCGAUUUGGGUAUCAUCAGCCAUCAUAUAUUCAAAUUUUAGCCACAACAGAGGUGGCUACUGGAAUUGCCAUGGUAAUGCUAAUGACAGUUGCAUUUUUGCUAGCAACAAAAUGGCCUCGCCGGCAUUCUCCUUCUCUGCCUAGGUCCAUACGACAUGUCACCGGAUAUAACACUUUCUGGUACUCUCACCACUUGCUCAUUCUUGUCUAUGCCUUGCUCAUUGUUCACUCCAUGUUCCUCUUCCUAACUGACAAUGUAACUGAAAAAACGACAUGGAUGUACGUUGCCUUUCCGGUUAUGCUAUAUGCCGCCGAACGUUUUGUUCGAGCACUAAGAUCAGGGUUUUUUGAUGCAAAAAUUAUCAAGGCAAGUAUUCAUCCAGGGAAAGUUUUAUCCCUCAAGCUGCACAAACCAGAAGGUUUCAAGCACAAGAGUGGGAUGUAUAUCUUCAUACAAUGUCCUCAGAUUUCUUUAUUUCAAUGGCACCCUUUUUCGUUAACUUCAGGACCAGAGGAUGAUCACUUAAGUGUUCAUAUCAGAACUCUAGGAGACUGGAGUUAUCAAAUAUACAGUCUCUUCCAGGAGGCAAUACUAUCUGCGGUGAAGGAAUAUCCAAAAAUAUACAUUGAUGGACCCUAUGGUGCUGCUUCCCAAGAUCAUGUCAAGUAUGAUGUAGUCAUGCUAAUUGGACUUGGCAUAGGAGCCACACCUUUCAUUAGCAUCCUCAAGGAUGUUGCAAAUGGUCUCCACCAAAAGGCCAAUUGUAGAGAAUGCAACAUCGCAAGAGGCCCUUUAAAAGCUUAUUUUUAUUGGGUUACAAGGGAACAAAGCUCCUUUGAUUGGUUUAGGGAUAUCUUGUGGGAAAUAUCAAAAACAAACCAAAAGCAGUCUAUCAUAGAAAUGCACAACUUUUUAACCAGUGUUUAUCAAGAAGGGGAUGCAAGAUCUGCUUUGAUAAGUGCUAUACAAGCAUUGUAUCAUGCCAAGAAAGGCAUUGAUAUUGUUUCUUGGAAUCAGGCACGUACGCAAUUUGGUCGCCCAAAUUGGUUCAAUAUUUUCUCCAAAUUGGCUGCAAGGCACAGAGGAGAACGAAUUGGAGUAUUCUACUGCGGCCCAUCAACACUUGCAAAGGAGUUGGAGACGUUGUGCAUCAAAUUCUCAACCAAAUCAACUACUAGAUUUGUAUUUCACAAGGAGAACUAUUAGAUGUGCAGUGUAUUAGUCUUGUAUAGAUUCCAAUAAGAAUGGGAAAUGAGCAAUUAUUUUAUAUAUAAUAAAACAAUCAAAUGUAUUGUUUUUUUGUUUA
This is a messenger RNA of Hevea brasiliensis (rubber tree), 2786 nucleotides long. RefSeq names its product respiratory burst oxidase homolog protein A. The transcript has 14 exons. Gene Ontology annotation, cellular component: plasma membrane. NCBI's taxonomy places the organism in Eukaryota, Viridiplantae, Streptophyta, Magnoliopsida, Malpighiales, Euphorbiaceae. Gene Ontology annotation, molecular function: peroxidase activity; NAD(P)H oxidase H2O2-forming activity; calcium ion binding. The record is from RefSeq and is a predicted model, not a curated record. The coding region runs from base 482 to 2686 and encodes 734 amino acids.